CUGGGUCUACAUGUUCUUGCUGCUUUGCCUUUGCCUUGGCUGCAACGUUGUUCUGCGUUACAUGAGUAGCCUCUGUUGAUCUUAGAAGUCCUAUUUAUGUGUAAACAGUUAGAUUCUACUUCUCAGAUCAUGAAAGAGUUUCCUUCACUUAGGGACAACAAUCUGAUUCUUGCACAUGCGGCUAAAGCCAUUGCCGUUAACAUGAAUCCUCCUGUUAGCGAACAACGUGCCCCUAUGGUGGUUCCCAGAACAAAGCAGAAAACACAAACGGGCAUGCCUGCAAAAUUAAAUUUUAGUCACAGCCUCAGCAACUUGCAGAAAGAAGCUCGCCGUGAAUUUUCAUGGACACCUCGUGAUAGUGGUACUAAGACUAAUUGGAAGGAACCAUAUCGUAAGCGGAAAAGCUUAGGAUUGUCUCCAUCUGCAAAUACUUAUUGGGAAGCAAUGGCCAAUAUUCAAGAGGAUCGUAGUUCGGUUAAUGCACUUGAUGGACAAGAAAGGUUUCCCUCUAUUGCUACUUCUGAAAGAUGGGUACUCACAGAACCCAAUCAUUCAUUUCUUGUGGUUCACAAUGAUGGGGAGGAUGAUCUACAUGCCAAUAUCACCAUUGCAGGUUCUUCUUUUCAGCAAGUGAAGCAACUUAAGCAACAUGGGAAACUGAAGGUUAUCUUGCCAGUUGUUGGUUCCGAAGUAUCAAAAGCAAUUUUGAAUGCUGGAAAUGGGGAAUGUGUACUUCAGAGGAAACAAUCAUUGAAUAACAUAUUCCAGGACUUGCCCUUAAAUGCAUCUCUUGUGACACCUACGUAUGGUGCAUAUUUCUUGGCUUUUGCUGUGCUGACAGUUGGUGGAACCUAUCUCUGUUGUAAACUUAGAAGACAAAGACAGCGCCAUGGUGGUGUUAGAUACCAGGAGCUUGAGAUGGGUUUGCCAUAAUCAGACAUUCCAGGCACUACCACCUCAUGGAAGCUGGAAUCUAGUCCAGCUGAUGGUUGGGAUCGAGAUUGGGAUGAUCGUUGGGAAGAUGAUGAAUCAGCAACACCCAACAGACCCAUGAGUCGCCAUGCCUCUAGAGCCACUGAAAAAGAUGGAUGGGAACAAUUGGGAUGAUCGAUAGCCUUCUAGUUAGAGUUGGAAAAGGGAAGAAAUAUAUGUUAUUUUUUGACUGGUCAAGAUGGUCCAUAUUUUUAUUCUAGUUAAGAGGGAAGUUCUUUUGGGCAUUUGAGUGGAAAGGAUGUGACAAUACAUGAAAUCAAAGCUCAUGAAUGCUGACAUUCACCUCUACUGCUAGACGUUG
Molecule: messenger RNA, 1294 nt
Organism: Nymphaea colorata (pocket water lily)
Lineage: Eukaryota; Viridiplantae; Streptophyta; Magnoliopsida; Nymphaeales; Nymphaeaceae
Exons: 4
Coding region: 97-933 (278 amino acids)
Source: RefSeq, a predicted model, not a curated record